Messenger RNA from Darwinula stevensoni, 3386 nucleotides. The record is from the annotation of a GenBank genome assembly. Lineage: Eukaryota; Metazoa; Arthropoda; Ostracoda; Podocopida; Darwinulidae.
AUGCAUUUUCCCCUCGCGGGCUCGGCAGACGACGUGACGUCAUCGGACCGCCAGGGUUGCCACGGCCGCAAGGGUCGAGGGUGGACGACCUCGGAGGUCUGGGAGCGGAAUCGGAAGACAGACGAGGAGGACCGGAUGGAGAAGACGGGGGCAUCCAGCCGGCCACACGUCGACCUCCUCCUGACCUCCAUCAAUCCUCCAUCUCCCGUCCACCACUUCCUUCCGUCCGCUACCUCCUCCUAUCCUCCACCUCCACCUACCCACCACCUCCACCUAUCCUCCACCUCCUUCUGCCCUCCACCUCCACCUACCCACCACCUCCACCUACCCUCCACCUCCACCUACCCACCACCUCCACCCGUCCUCCACGCUUCUCAGUCGGGUGCUUGGAGUCUUUCCAUCCAUCCCCCGGCCGUCAUCCACCUCUUCUCUCGACUGCCUCCUCCGCUUAUUCGAUUCUCCGUUGCGUGGAAAGGCGAGGCCCGUCGCAGUCCCACGGAGGCCCCGUUCGCCUCUGCGAAGCACGCUUGCCAAAAUAUGGAAACGGUCGGGGAAUACGAGUACAGUACAAAGGAUCUCAUCGGGCAUGGAGCCUUCGCGGUGGUCUUCAAAGGGAGACACAAACAGAGGAAGCAGGAUGAGGUGGCCGUCAAGAGCAUUACGAAGAAGAACUUGGGGAAGAGCCAGAGUCUUCUCAGCAAGGAGAUCUCUAUUCUCAGAGAGCUUCGCGACGUCCAUCACGAGAACAUCGUGUCUCUGCUGGAUUGUAAGGAGACUGGGAAUCAUGUGCAUCUGGUUAUGGAGUACUGCAACGGUGGAGAUCUGGCUGAUUAUCUUCAAAUCAAAGGAACUCUUAGCGAGGACACAAUUUGUCUCUUUCUUCGCCAACUUGGUAAUGCAAUGAAAGCCUUGAAUGCCAAAGGAAUAGUUCAUCGUGAUUUGAAGCCCCAGAACAUUCUGUUGAGUCACCGGGGAGGAAAGAAAUCUCAUCCCAAGCCACAUGAAAUCACUCUCAAGAUUGCUGACUUUGGGUUUGCCCGGUUCCUCCAAGAUGGGGUGAUGGCUGCCACUCUCUGUGGUUCUCCCAUGUACAUGGCCCCGGAGGUGAUCAUGUCGCAGGGGUACGACAGUCGAGCAGAUCUCUGGAGCCUGGGGACUAUUACAUUCCAGUGUCUGGUUGGAAAAGCUCCAUUCACGGCCCCUUCCCCCCAGGCUCUCCGUUCUUUCUACGAGAAGAAUCCCAAUCUUUCUCCAAAGAUCCCCAGUGGGACAUCUCAAGCCCUGGGGGAUCUACUAAAAAGGCUCCUGAAGCGGAAUCCUGAGGAACGGCUGGACGUUCCCGGUCUGAUGGCUCAUCCUUUCCUCCGCCUGUCGCCAUCUCAGCCCACUCCCAUCCCAGUCCCUUCGCGCUCUCCGUCUCUCUCCCCUUCCAGACCUCUCGUCACCUUCCCAGCUUCUCCUUCUCCGCCCACAGGUGCUGGGGCAUCACCUCCUCUAGCUGUCAUUUCAGAACAGGAAUCAUAUGAGCAGCCUUCAUCAGGGUCCAGGGGAAGUCCUGAGGAGGCUGAAGAUUUCGUUCUUGUUGAUUAUAAUCUCACCGAGCAGAGGAUGGACUGCCCGUCUCCUGGUUCCCGUAUCAGGUGGAGUAAGAGCAAAGGUCGUGGAGGGAGUCAGUCUCAAUCAUCUUCUCCUGGGGGUUCUAUCAAUCAGGAACCCAUUCCUGUACCCUCCAUGAGGGAUUCAUCUCAAGACGGAUAUGCUGACGUGGAUAGCAGUCCCCGUCGCUCUGGUGGACGAGGAAGAAGCUUCAGUGUUCCCAGUCCACAAAUGUCUCCUUGUGGGACAAGGCGACAGGCUGGUGCCACGUCUCCGAUUGCAAUGAGGCGAGUGGGAAGUGGAGACAUCGCAUCGCUGUCUCCACCUUCGCUUCAGUUCACACUGAGCACGAGUCCUCCUCCGGGAGGGGCAUACAGGCGAAGAAGGCCCUCGGCUUCCUCCACCCCCCCUUCGGUCUCCCCUUCCAAUGUCCCUGCUCCAAUUCUUCGCAAGUCUUCUGGUGCAUAUGGGGUUGGAGGCAGUUGCCCAUACCUAUUGGGUGCAGCUUUAGGUGACCAACCAGCCAAGAUCCCCAUGCCUCUGCAAAUGGAUCCCAUGCUCUCGAGAGGCACCCUCCAUUUUCACGAGGAACUGAGGCGCUCCCAAACCAUGGAUGGACCACUGUUUAGAGAGGUGGAGCGAGGUGCUCUUGUUCGACGGCCAUCCCUGUCCACUUUGGUUGCAUCUGGAUCACCUUCUCCUCCUCCUGCUGGUGCCAUCGAGGGCCCCAUUGCAUUUGUGGCUCCUGCCCUGACUGAAGACACCAUAAUGGAGAGAGAGCACAACGAGACGCUGGCCCGUCUUCAACUGGUCUUGGCCCUGAGUGACGCCAUCCUCGAACUGAGUGGAUCUCGUCACCUGAGCCAGAUGAUGUCGACAGGAUCAUCAACUGCUAUGGAGCGAGAAAAGGAGUUUCUCACGACAAAGGGUGAACAGUUGGCACUGUACCUGAAAGCAUGUCAUCUGUUGGCUGCUGCCCUGCACCUUGCCAGAGAAGAAUUGGGGAGGGCUAGACUGCAGAGGUCUCCUGCUGUGCGUCAAGUGGUGCAUGACCUGAACACACGGUUCCAUGAAAGCGUGGAAAAUGUACAGGGUGUGUACAAGGCCUGUGAAGGAAGUCUGAGUCGGUCUGAUCUUCAUGACUGCCUCAGCAGGAUCUCAGCUGACAGGCUCCUCUAUGAUCAUGCAAUAGAACUGUGUCAGGGAGCAGCAUUGGAUGAACUGAUGGAGACAGGAGCUGUGGCAUCAAUUGGAAGGCGCUAUCAAGUGGCCCAAAUCCUUUUACAUUAUCUAGCACAGACACUUCCUCAUCCACGGGAUAAGAGCCUCCUCAUGAACUAUAAAGCUGCAGUGGAGAAGAGGUUGACCGUGUUGGAGCACCAGGGACACGUACAUGCUUACGACUCCUCCUGAACCCCCCCGUUCUUGUGUUAUCCAGUGCAGCAAUUAGUCUUUCAUUCCUCCUGUCAGACUGUUUCAAAUGAUGUGGAAUCUUAUUGUAUAGAUGUGACAAUUGGUAUGUUUUUUCUGAGAUGUGUGUGCUUGUGAUGAUUAUCAUAUAUAUCCAGAACAUUUCCUAGUCAUUGCAGGGAUUGAGGAUGAGAGCAUGAUUGUGUUUUGUUGUUUCUUUUCUUUCUCAUGUUUCACUCCUUGUCUGGUCCAAACUGUGUUCUUUUGUGAUAACAAGCCAGAUUUGGUACAAAGUGACCUCCAGAUGAGUUUGUUUCCUUUCCUUCCUCCCAGAUCCAUUCAUAUGUCUUGGGAUAAAAGUAUGGCAUUGAAAAGGAACA